AUGGCCGCCGUUUACAUGCCUCACUCGCACAUGGAUCAGGUUCACGUCGCACCGCGUGACCAUCAUAACCAGAUGUGCUCGUCGGUCGCGUACUCUGUUGCCGAAGCCGCGCUGGAGCCCAGCCCCACGUCGCCGUCGUACAACCAGCGCCCCGCGCUGCCGACGAUGCGCGGAAGCGCUCCCCUCCGUGACGUGCUUGUCGAUCACAAUAUGUCUCACAACACGCUGGCCAGCGGCUGGCACCAGCCCCAAAAGGAGCGUCGCGCCUCCAGUUUCGGUGGCGACCGCAGUCGCCCUCUGUGGGAGGUCGUGGAGCACGCGCGCGAACGCCGUGAGCGCCAGCAGACCAUGCCUGAGCUUCCCGUUCGCUCGUCCACGACCCCGCCCGUCCUCCGUCGCAUCCUGUCCCAGCAGAACGUCCUGGCCGACCCCGAGUUCAUCCAGGAGCUCAUGUUGACGACUCGCUCCGCUGACCCUUCCCCGACCGAGUCCGCGUUUCUGCUGCAGGACACCAACAACAACCUUCCCCGCCUCUCGGCUCGCGACUUUGCCAUGAACGCGGAGAAGACUGCGGCCACGACGGCGCACACCCGCACGCAGUCUGACAUUCAUCAGACCCCUUCCCAAGUCCUUCGCUCGCAGGCUUCUGCUCGCUUCCGCCCGCGCCUCCCGAGUCUGGCCCAGAUUCACGCAAAGGUGUCUCGCGAUCAGCUUCGAAGUGAUUCGCUCGAUUCGCAAGACUCCGAGGGACCGUCGACCCCUACCGAGGAAGCCGGCGGUUUCGACAUCUAUCACCGCCAGCCCUGCACGCCCCCCAGCCCCUUGCGUGAUUCCCGACUCGCGCCCUUCCUCCGCGAGCGCACCCACGGGCGCCUGAACGGACGCCCCAAGUCGGUGCCUACGAUGAGCAGCGAUCUGAUGGAGGAGCUUGAUGAGCAAAUCCAGACGCCCCCGAUGUUCACUACCCCUCCCCGCCUCAACACCACCAACCUGUCGCGUCGUCUGGCCGCGGCUGCGUUGCGUCGCGGAAGCGACGUGCAGCUCGUCGUCACGCCGCCCAAGGCUAUGAAGACGGACACGCCUUGUUCGCCGACGGAGAGUGUGCUCUCGACCGCCUCGUCUGUGCCGUUGCUUCCGAUCAUCACGUGCACUCCUGCCGCCGAGCCCGACUCGGACGAGGAGUCUGAGGGCGAUGUCAUUGUGUUCAACGGCGAGGUCGAGGCUAUCGAGGACGAGGAGGAGGAGGAGCGCAAGGAGCGUGAGAUGCGAGGAAGGGAGAUGCUUAGCCGCUUGCUCCGCCGCAAGCCUUAA
Trichosporon asahii var. asahii CBS 2479 is the source of this 1311-nucleotide messenger RNA. RefSeq lists its product as uncharacterized. NCBI's taxonomy places the organism in Eukaryota, Fungi, Basidiomycota, Tremellomycetes, Trichosporonales, Trichosporonaceae. The record is from RefSeq and is a predicted model, not a curated record. Bases 1 to 1311 code for a protein of 436 amino acids. The transcript has a single exon.